This is a messenger RNA of Miscanthus lutarioriparius, 486 nucleotides long. The record is from the annotation of a GenBank genome assembly. Lineage: Eukaryota; Viridiplantae; Streptophyta; Magnoliopsida; Poales; Poaceae.
AUGGUGUCUGGUUACGUGUUGGCUGAUAUGUGGGGCGAGGCAUUUGACCUGCUGCAGUGGGUUCCUGGGGUGAACAUUGUCACAUGGAAUGCGGUUGCGGCAAGAAAUUUGAAGGCGGGGAACGACGGCGAGGUGAUGAGGUUGGUGUCGCAGAUGAGGAGUUGCCAUGGUCCGGGGCUGGAUUCUGUGACUGUUGUGAUUGGCCUCAGGGCAUGUUCUAGGAGUGGGUAUCUGAGGAUUGGCAAGGAGUUGCAUGCUGUGUCUAUUCGUCUAUGUUUUGAUAGGCUUGAGCGCGCGGAGAGUUCAUUGAUCACAAUGUACUCCAAAUGUCAGAUGAUGAGCUCUGCAUAUUGCCUGUUCAGAACACGCUCAACUCAGAGCAUAGUAACAUGGAAUUCAUUGCUACCAGGAUAUGCAUUCAUGGACCAGGUUGAGGAAGCUAUUUUGCUUUUCAGAGAUGAUUUAUUCCUCUGUCUUUCCAAAUGA